Rasamsonia emersonii CBS 393.64 is the source of this 2733-nucleotide messenger RNA. RefSeq names its product Sulfatase domain-containing protein. Bases 1 to 2733 code for a protein of 910 amino acids. The transcript is spliced from 3 exons. The record is from RefSeq and is a predicted model, not a curated record. Lineage: Eukaryota; Fungi; Ascomycota; Eurotiomycetes; Eurotiales; Trichocomaceae.
AUGCUCGCAGCGGCCUUCAAUCGCAAAUUUCUCUACGCCCUGACGGUCGUUGCGCUCCUCUGUGCAAAACUCCUCCAUGUCUUCUCCCAUCUGCCUAGUACCGCCAUUCCGCUCUUUGUGCUCUAUUUUCCGACUUUCUUUACUCCCGACGUCAUUGUCGUCGUCACCUCGCGGCUCCUCUUUCAGCGGUCGUUGAUUGUGUCGUUUUUAAUAUGUCUCCUCAUCACCUUUGGUUCCGCGGCCCAGGUGGGCCUCUUCAUCGAAACAGGCGGCGAGCUGCGAUGGUCGAUGCUGAUGAAGGUAUUUCGGGAACCGCAAGGCUUCUUCGGCAUGCUCUUGACUGGCCUGUUGCCUACAUCCUGCUUCAUCGCCGUGUUGGCCUUCUUCGCUUAUCUGCUCACCCCAUCCUUGUAUAAUUCGGUUGGCCGUAUGAUCGACGCGUGUCUUGUCACGAUUUUCCCACGAUGUUUUCGACCGGCCAGACAAUCGCCUGGAGAGUAUAGACUCGUGAGUAUGGAAGAAGGAGAUGAGGAGGAGAAAACACCAGAAGAGUCGGGGAUUGUCACCAAAAUCACUUGGGCGAGAGUCAAAUUGGCUACCGUCGUUGGAGUGCUGCUGGUGCUCCAUCUCGUGCGACCCCGGAAGCCGUUCGAUCACAUGACAACCACGCUGCCCUUCACCAUACUCGAUGCUAUUUUUCAAUCUCGCAGUCCCAUGUGCGAUCCGUCUCCAUGGGACGGUCCCAAGCGGUUUCCUUAUCAGGAUCUGAUUCGGGACGACCUGUGGGUUCCGCCAACAGAAGACGGGAAACGAGGAUGGAAGCCCGGUUCGCCAUGGUGGGAGGUGAUCAGAGAACGGCCGUCCUGGCUGCCUCCAGAACCGAUGCCGGGCUUUGCCAAAUGGUACCGGGGAUCUAGUUUCCAGCUGCCUCCUGAUCAGAAGCCAGGUCAACCUCCUCCUUUUCCUACUUCCCAUCCUGGACGUCACUUCCAUCCACCGCCACAUGAGCAUCCACCGGACGAACAUGGGUCGCAUGGACACCAUAAUGAGCACCAUGUGUCGUAUGAAAAUCACCCCCCUGGCUAUGACGGUGUGCUGGACCCUCUGAAAAUCAGCAACGCGGACGAACCGCUAGUGAAGGAACUACAGGACAUGCUCCAUCAGAAGCAGGGAAUGCCAGAGAUCAGACAUGUCAUCAUCAUGAGCCUGGAGUCAACGAGGAAGGAUGUUUUCCCCCUCGUCAAGGACGACAGUCUCUACCGCCAGCUUCAGCAGUCCUGGCGAAAAUAUGAAAAACGCGAUGACUCCAAAAGAGCCGAUUUAUCACAGUUAUCCGUCAACGCAGAGAUCGUGACUGGCCAAGAUGCUGGCUUUGGCAGACAGAUCAACACCACCCAUGGCGGCCUCAACGUGAUGGGCGCAGUCACCAGCAGCACGUUCACCCUCAAGUCCCUUCUCUCGUCGCACUGUGGCGUCAACCCUCUCCCAGUCGACUUUCUCGAGGAAGUCGAGACCGAAAUCUACCAACCGUGUCUGCCUCAGAUUUUAAAGGUUCUGAACGCACAGAACCGGUCGGAUUCCACAUCAUCCUGGAGACAGGCUCCCUGGCGGAGCGUCUUCAUGCAGGCUUCGAGCAGCGCGAUGGAUCGCCAGAUGCAGCUGAUGGAGCAAAUGGGCUUCGACAAGGUGAUUGACCGCGAGGUCCUCCGGAACGCCAGCUCUGAGUUCCACGUGACAGGUCCCGAACUCAACUACUUCGGAUAUUCCGAGCGGACGUUACGACCGUAUAUACGCAAAGCCAUUGUGGAUGCAGAGGAGAAAGGAGACAGGCUGUUCCUGUCGCAUCUCACCUCCUCGACUCACCACCCCUGGGCGACGCCGGAGGAGUUUGGAGAGCAGGAGAAUUACUGGGGAGAUAGUCGAGCGGGCGACUCGCCGUGGAAUCGAUAUCUCAACACCAUCAAAUUUGCUGAUCAGUGGGUGGGAGAGGUAUUGCAGCUCCUCCAAGAGCUGGGGGUAGCUGAGAAGACCUUGCUGGUGAUACUUGGUGAUCAGGAUAUGCAGACUGACGAUGGCAGCGGCUUCUCGUUCGGCGACGAGAAGUCCUCGAUGACAACCACCUACGCCAAUCCGCACAUUUCAUCCUUUUCCAUUCCCCUCGUCUUCUACCAUCCUCUACUCCCGCGCAUGUCUCUCAACGCGACAGUGACACCUCUAUCCGUCCUCCCCACGAUUCUUGACUUGCUAAACUCAACAAACUCGCUCGACUCCGCUGCGAGUUCUGUCGUCAAAGAUUUAAUUCCUGAAUACGAGGGCCAGUCACUGAUCCGCCCUUUCAUCGCCCACCGCGACGGGCGUCAGGCCUGGAACUUCGGCGUCGUCAAUCCCGGCGGGACACAUCUCUCACUGACCUCCGCCGCGUACCCUUCCUACCGGUACGUGCUUCCGAUCUGCGAACCAGCGCCCUUCAGCUUCUCGCAUCUGAGCCUCGAUCCGAACGAAGCCGUCCCCAUUCAAGACUGGGAAGGCGGCAAGAAGAUAGCGAUGAAAGUGCGACUACGAUACGGUGAGGAGGCUGCCCGCUGGGUGCGCAAGGCGGACAACAUCGGGCGCUGGUACGUGUGGGAGGCGCGACGGCGGUGGGGGUAUUGGAGUGGCAGCCGCCAGGAAGACCGCGGCAUCGGACACAGGGAAGAUGGCGUGCUGAAGCAUGACCGUUGGUGGAUUCCAUAG